Dicentrarchus labrax (European seabass) is the source of this 2046-nucleotide messenger RNA. It is a transcript of the gene gmnn, whose product is annotated as geminin DNA replication inhibitor. Gene Ontology annotation, cellular component: nucleus. Gene Ontology annotation, biological process: negative regulation of cell cycle; negative regulation of DNA replication. NCBI's taxonomy places the organism in Eukaryota, Metazoa, Chordata, Actinopteri, Moronidae. The record is from RefSeq and is a predicted model, not a curated record.
GUUGCGCGGUUACCACGUGACUAAGUGGGCGUAUUUAAGCUCCUGGCGCGAGAUCCACAGUAAAAAGAAAAGGCAGUUCAUCCGCGACGGUUGUCUUAUCAACGGUAUCUUGAGAGAGAAAAUGAGUUUCGGUGCAAAGCUUAAACACAGUCAACAGAUGUCUGAUGAAAAUAUAAAGAGCUUUUUCACACCAUCACAAAAGGCAAUGGGACCCCCCAGGCAAACCCUGCAAGUUCUCCAACCCUCAGCUAUCAACAAAGAUUUGGGAAGGUCAGCUCAGAUGGGUAAGGUCGUUCCCAAACGGAAACAAUGGAGCGCAGAACAAACUAGGGGUCCAAAGAGGGUGAAGGUAGAAGUUAAAGCCACACAAACAGAAGAAACUCAAUGUACGUCAGAUGGCAUGUCCAAUGAAGCUUAUGAACUUAUGGUCAAAGAAACUCCUCCUUCCACCUACUGGAAAGAGGUAGCCGAGGAGCGUCGGAAGGCCUUGUACAAUGUUCUACAGGAGAAUGAGAAGUUGCACAAGGACAUUGAGUCCAAAGACGAACGGAUAACAAAGCUCAAGUGUGAAAAUGAAGAGCUGCAUGAGCUGGCACAACACGUACAGUACAUGGCUGAUAUGAUUGAGAGACUGACUGGGAAGGGCCCAGACAAUCUGGAGCAACUGAGAGAAAUGGCCCUUGAUGUGGAUGAUGAUGAUGAUGACAGUGAAGUGGAAGAGCAGAGUGAGGAUGAGGACUCAGAUUACAGUCAGUGCAAUACGCAUGAAGAAGAGGCCUCAGAACAUGAAGAAGAGGCCUCAGACGAUGAAGUUGGACCCUCAGGAGAGCAAGAUUGACACAAAUCUGUCUGUCAUGGGACUUUGAUUUGCUUAAGCAGGUCAGCAGAUUUUGGCAGCAACAAGUGGCAUCCCUUUAAAUGGGCUUUUCAAAAUAAUUUAUGUACUUGUUUAUGGCCUGUAAUUUUAUAUUUUUAAACCUUGAACAGACGGGCUGGUUUCUUUUUGAAAUUAUUUUUGCUUUUGUCAGUUCAUCUUCAAGUAAAGAGGCCAUUAAAACUAAGCAUGUGUAAGACUUUGGCACAGCAGGCAUUUUGACAUGUCUAUGUAGGAGAACAGGCAUUGAUGACAAAAUUGUGGCUGAAUUUAUUUUUAGUCACUCCAGUUUAAGGGGCCUGGUAUUGUGCAUGCUGGCUCACUGUCAUGGUGUACUGCGACGCUCUUAUAGAUCAGAUUGAUGGUGGGAACAGGGCCCAGCAUCCUUGUCACCAGUCUGUACAGUGACUUGCAGCUUAGGUUUUUUUUAUUUUUAAAAUCUGAUUAUUUGAAGGCUAAACUAUCAGCCAGCUGCUUUCUUUAGUUUGCUUCCAGUUAACAGGAAAAUGACCCCUGUGCUUGCCUUGCUGUUAAAGGUCAAAGUGUGUGCUGUGAAAAGUCUUGAUGUUGCUAGAUUCACUGCCAGUUGUGGGCAAUGCUCUAGGCCACAAGUGUUUUGGUUUACACUGUAAAACUGUACUUAUGACAAUAUUAUGUACAUAAAGCAUCUGUAAAAUAAACACUUUUUAAAAAAAAUCUUACUUUGAAUUGUUAUGCAUAUGGGUCUGACUGUUCCUACCAUGCCCUUGAAGAGUAGUUGCUGUGCCUCCAGCAUGUAGAUUCUGAGCAGCACUCCUCCUGGGUCCUGUUCUUCAAAUAUAGCUUAAUGCCUCUGUAAUACUUCAAAUGUGAAGGGGGGUCAUUUGUAGUGAUGUGUCUGGGACUUGUUACCUGUAACUGCAUCUGGCCCUCAGUGCUUUAUUUUGGUUCACUCACCAUUCUGUCAUUUUGUUGACAGCAGGCAGCUGUAUUUAAAAGGUGUAAAGCACACUGUGCACUACCUGCUCAGCUCCAAAUGGCAGAUUCAGUUGGCAACUAACUGAACAUAGUUGAGCAUUUAGUUAGUUCAGGUUUAAAUGACCUGCUGACUGACCCUCAGUGAUCAAAGGUUAUUGGACAAGCAGUGGUGAAAACUCAACUACUGUACUGGAAUUAAACAAAUUGUACCUAAA